UAAUAAAUAUGAAGACACUAAUUUGUAGCGCUCUGAUUCCCUAGAAGAAUAAUUAAGGACUAUGUCUUCGAACCAAUCAGAUUGCGAUGCUGUGUCUAUCGUCAUAGCAUUGGCUGUGUUUGCUCUUCCUAUAACGCUUCUUAUACCGGAUUUUAGUAUAUGGGAUGUUAUACCAAAGAUUCAUGUAACUAGAUGGCCAAUAAUUGUCCAAUAUGUCACAUGGAAGCAGUUGAAUACGGCAUUCAUUAUUAUCCUUACGCUUUUCUUCGGCAUGUAUCUGGAAAUUCGAAAACGCAGGUUAAACGAAAUGGUGGAGACAGUUUUAACUGUCACGCGAGCUACGGAAACCACGCUGGAUGGGGAGCGCGAUAAGCAGGCGGAGGCAGUGAAGGUCUGCGUGGAGCUUCUAGAUGUUUCCACAGAACAUUACGAGAACCUCAUCCUUCUUAGAGACGAUUUGCGGAAGCGUGAUAAAGUUAAACAGCGUCCACCCGCGUGCGAACCUAGUACAUCGGAUGUUUAAUUUGUGUUCAAAAUUGAAUAAAUAUGGAAUUGUA
Messenger RNA from Colias croceus (clouded yellow), 557 nucleotides. RefSeq lists its product as uncharacterized. The coding region runs from base 62 to 523 and encodes 153 amino acids. The record is from RefSeq and is a predicted model, not a curated record. NCBI's taxonomy places the organism in Eukaryota, Metazoa, Arthropoda, Insecta, Lepidoptera, Pieridae. The transcript is spliced from 2 exons.